CCGCGGACCCGAACCCGACUCCCGCACGCCCCUCUCCGGGCGCGGCGGAUCUAUAUACACAGCCCCAGUGGCACCAUCGAGUCGGCCGCCAUCCCUCACGCGCUCGCCGCAAGUCGAGAAGCGGAGGAGAGAGAGGAGACGGAGCAAUGCCUCCCGGCAAGGAUGGCCCGAUCAGCCCCAUCGCCAGCCCCCGUGAGCGCCUCGGGAGGUUCGCGAAGCGCAAGGAUGCGCUGAAGAAGAAGAUCCACGAGCUCGCGACGCUCUGCGACGUCGCCGUCGCGGUGGUCUGUACGGGCCCCGACGGCUCGGGCGACCCUGAGUUUUGGCCGUCGAAGGAGGAGGUCAAUGCGGUGGUGAGGCGGUACAAUGCGCUCCCGCCGGAGCAGCGCGGUAAGCACGUGGAGGACCACGCCGACAACGUCGCGCGCCAGCUCGCGGAGGAGGGCGGGAAGCUGGUCAGGGCGCUGGAGGGCGGUGUGUCCGGCGCGCUCGGGUCGUGGGAAGGCUCGCUCGAGGGCGUGACCGCGGAUAAGCUCCGGGAGCUGCUCGCCUCCAUCGAUGGCUCCCUAGUGGCCGCGGCGAGUCGGGUCCUGAAGCUGCAGCCACCGCGCUACGGCGCGGCCGAUCGCGCCAGGGUCUUGCUGGGUCACGUGGACGGGGUCACGGUGGAGGAGGACUCCGUGUCCGUGACGGGCAACGGGAAGCGGCGGCCGCAGCCGCGGGGCGAGGCCGACGCGGGUGGCGGCGGGCUUGGACUGCCUAAGAAAAACCCCAAGUUGCCCAAUGCCGCGCCCGAGUUCGCGGACGAGGUCGUGGCGGAGAACUCCGUGCCGGGCGAGGACGUCAGCGACGAGGUGCAGAUACCGCAGCCGCCAGGCGACACCGACGCCGACGAUGCCGAGUGGAUGAGGGACCUGGUGAAGGCUCUCGAGAAAAAGGCCCAGCCGUGUACGGCAGCCGGCGCCGGGAUCGAGUACAUCAACGUGGGCGGGUACGUGAUGGAGCGCGACGCCUACGACUUCAUCCGGUGCGACCUCGGGAUGCCUCCGCCGUGCAUCGGACCCGACUCGCCGGACGACGACGGCGAGCCGCUGAGGCUGUGGUCGUGGGACAACACCAUGCCGCCCCCGUAAGUAAGCGCGUGCUACCCAGAUGUCGAGCGGGAUGACGCGACGAGUUCGAUCGGCGAUUUCGGACGAUGGCUUUGCCGGACUCUGGCCGCCCCUCCGCCGCCGGCAUGGCAAUUUUGGGUGAUGGCUUCG
This is a messenger RNA of Phragmites australis (common reed), 1262 nucleotides long. RefSeq lists its product as uncharacterized. NCBI's taxonomy places the organism in Eukaryota, Viridiplantae, Streptophyta, Magnoliopsida, Poales, Poaceae. The record is from RefSeq and is a predicted model, not a curated record. Gene Ontology annotation, biological process: positive regulation of transcription by RNA polymerase II. The coding region runs from base 147 to 1133 and encodes 328 amino acids. The transcript has a single exon. Gene Ontology annotation, molecular function: cis-regulatory region sequence-specific DNA binding; protein dimerization activity; DNA-binding transcription factor activity, RNA polymerase II-specific.